Dioscorea cayenensis subsp. rotundata (Guinea yam) is the source of this 2599-nucleotide messenger RNA. RefSeq lists its product as uncharacterized. The record is from RefSeq and is a predicted model, not a curated record. Bases 398 to 2362 code for a protein of 654 amino acids. Lineage: Eukaryota; Viridiplantae; Streptophyta; Magnoliopsida; Dioscoreales; Dioscoreaceae. The transcript has 4 exons.
AAGAAGAGAAAAAGAGGAACUUUGGGGAUUAAGCCCUAGAGACGUUCAUUUGGGGGAAGGGAUGAAACCCAGAUCCGCCGAUAUUCACAAAAUUCGGUAAACAUUUAUGGAUCUGAACCUUCGAAUUGACUGAAAACUCGAUUGAAAUCAAUCAUUGAUCUCCAAUUUGGUGUAUGUGAUUCAAAUCCCCUUUGAUUUUUGUAGAAAAAUCAGAGCUUGAGAACCUGAUUUUUUGGGGUGGAUGAUGGUUUUGAUGCGAAAAUUUUGAUGUUUUUGAGGGAAUUAGGGUUUUGAUCUGUUGAUCGGAGAAGUGACAGCGGGGAUGAUGGUGGAUUGGGUUUGAAUCGAGUGAAAACGUUGUGGAGAUUUGAGGGAAAUUGAGAAACCAUAGAGAAAUAUGCAAGCGAGGAAUCGGAACUCCGGGGAGGGGAUGAGGUCCUACAACUCCGGUUACCGUGGCUUCGGCCGGGGUGGCUUCAGCCGGGGCCAUUCGAAGCCCUAUGCUCCGCCGCCACCGCCGCCGCCACCUCCGCCGCCGCGCAAGACUGACAUCUUGUUAGAGGCCGGGCGGUUGGCGGCUGAGUACUUGGUCUUCAAAGGGCUCCUUCCUCCGAACUCGCUGCCGGCGAGGUGGCAAGACCGUAGCUUUCAAGAACCCAAGGACCGUGAGCCACCUCCACCGCCGCAGCAGUCGGCCUUCUCACGGCUUGGUAGCUUGCAGCCGGAUCACCAUGGGAGGAGGAGGUUUGAUGAUGAGUAUAAUCGUCCUGGCAUGAAGAGAGGGAGGAGAAGAGGACCUUAUAACCGAAGCUAUUCUUCGGAUUGGGGUCGAGAGAAUGGAAGGAAUGGGCAAUGGAAUGAGAGGAGUGGUCGGCAUUGGGAUGGCCCCGAAGGUGAUGAUGACUUCGCUCCUGGGUAUCAGAGGGAAAGACGAACUGGAUUCGAUGAUGUUGGUUCUAGUGUUUCUAGAACUAGCAGAGAUGAAAGGAAUUCGAGAAGUGAAUCUGGUUCGGAGAUUGAGAACCAUGAGGUUGUGGAUGAUACUGGUUCGAAGGUGAGCUCUUCGAGUACUAGGAAGGAGCAGCUAGCUGAGGUUGAUGUUGAGAUGAGCAAGAACAAAGAGCUCGAUGAUGAUGUGAAAGCUGACAAUUUGGAGAAUGGGGAUGUUAACAUUGAUGCUGAGAAGAAAAUUCAGCAAGAGGAGGAUGUGAAUUUGCAUGCUAAUAAUGCUGCUGACAAUGAUUCGGCAGUUAAGCUUAGUAGUAAUUUGUUGAAGCUAUGUAGCUUUGCUAAAGUUCCAACAAGGCCUCGCUCGUCCUUAAUGCAGAGAAAUGACAAACAUGAUGAUAAGCCUAUGGAAGGUUCCUCAAGCAAUUCACAUGCUGAUCAAGACGAUAAUUUGGAAGGCGAAGCACGGAAUGUUACUAGUGUUCUGACUGAUCAACCAAUGGAAGAGACUGUUGAUGUACAUAAUGAAGCUAAUGAUAAUCCGCCGGGUUUUGAAGCUUUUAGUUCUGCUAUUGCGGAGGAGGAGGAUGCUAGUUUUGAGCAACAUAUUCAAAAGAAUGACGAGAUUGAUACUAAUACGGAGAUGAACUUAACUUCAAGUGAGAUACCACAGGAGGAGGAUUAUCCAAACCUGCAUGACUCUGGAGAGACCCAAGCAAAGCCGUACAUUGAGAACAUUCCAUCGGAUGAUGAUAUGGUUGAGGAAAUUGAGCUAGGGAAAUCAUCUAGCCCUGUUUUAUUUUCAAAAGAAGAACCCUUUGAAGAAGAUAAGCAGCUUGAACCGACAUCUUUUAAAACCUGUGACCUUAACCUUAUGGAAGCCCCAGAAAUGACAGAUAUACCUGAUGGUUCUGUCCUGGGCAGCCUUCAGACAUCUGCAUCUACUAUAAAAACUGAAGAAGAAACAGCUGUUGGUUUUGGUUUGUCAAUUGGUCAUAAUGUUAACGGCUCUGAUGUGUACAACAGAGCUUCAGGUGAUAACAAGAUGGUUCCUAUAAUUAACCUUGAAGAUGACUCCCCAAUGGAAGAUGCUGCAUGUGGUUCUUCAAAACCAAAGAGUGAGACGCUAUAUUCGAGCCUGGAGAACUUUCUGAGCCAAGCAGACCAUCAAGAUGAUCUUCACAGUAUUCAGGAUGGUUAUUCUCUUGCAAUUUCCGAAUUACUUGGAAAUGAUAUCUCUGGUUGUCCAUCAGUAUCAUCAGACCUGAACAACCUACAGACAGGAAUGGGUCUUUCUGGUCCCGAGGGAGUCUCUGGAGUUGAUGAUUCGAUAUAUGUUACCCUUGGAGAAUUGCCAAUAGCCUUUAUGGAGGCUUGGGAUCAACCACCUCAGGAGUUUGGAAAGUUCUUUUGAGCAGUUCGAUUGUGUUGUAGCAUUGUGUUGGAGCUGCUGGUUGUUAGUACCAGUAAUAACUCAAAUUUAGAUUCAAGUAUGGUUAUUUUCUUACUGCGAAGGUGUGUACUAGUAACUCUCUUCGUAUCUUAGUACCAACUGCUGUGCAUUGUUGGCGCACAUAUUGUCAUACCUUCUUUCAAAUGAAAUAUUAAUGGUAUAUCAGUGCAAGUUAUUUGGAUCUUCCAAAACAGCUUA